Molecule: messenger RNA, 3361 nt
Organism: Myodes glareolus (Bank vole)
Lineage: Eukaryota; Metazoa; Chordata; Mammalia; Rodentia; Cricetidae
Source: RefSeq, a predicted model, not a curated record
GCCACCGUGGCGUUGGUGGCCGUCUUCAGGCUGAACGCUUCUGGCCCUGCGAGCCUCAAAUUUGCAACCUGUAAUCCGGACCCUGAGAGACGCCCUACCAGGAGUCGCCCGUCGGCCUCUCUGCGGCCGCUAGCCAGUUCCGGCCUCUAAUCACAGUGCUCCUCGCGGGUCCAAGCAUCUGCCCUAAAGUGGGAGGGAGGUGACCAGGUGUGGGAUGGCAGAUGGAAACGCUUAUAGCUGCGCCCCGGUGGAGAAACUGGGUGGGCACACUGUCCCGGAGGAAGCCAGCCCUGGGUCUGCCCUCCAGAGGCACCCAAACAUCAACGUAAAAUUUCUUAGCAACAGAACCCCUUCCUUCUUCCCAUUAUGCAUGCAGCUGUUAGCCGCUCACAGGAACUAAAUCAGAUGAGACAGGACCUAGGGGUUCAGCCAACAGUUUGAGCUCUUCUGCCAUUCCCACCCCUACUCUUCGUCCCUAGCUCUCACACCCUUGCUUUCCCAGCUUCGGUGUCCGGUUGCGGCUGCUCUGUGCGCUCACUGUGACUUUGGGCUAGGGUGGAAGUAAAAAGCACAGAGAUUCCCGAAGAAAGCAGAGGUGGUUAGCGGGUCUGGCUGGCCGUGCGUGCAUCUCUUUCCGUUCCCCUGUCGGUUCUUUCGGAUUGGAAAUCGAAAUCACAGCUGUUACGAAGGCACAAGGGUGCCACCUACGCGCUGAUGCCCCGAAUGCUCACAGGGCUUCCAGCUAACCAUGCUGCACCAACCCUGGCGCUGCCCCUGCUACUGUUACUGCUGGUGCUGUGGACCCCGCUCCCCAAUAGCGCGAGGCGGUCCACAGGCACUGAUUACUUGCGGCGAGGCUGGCUGCGGUUACUAGCCGAGGGCGAGGGCUGUGCUCCCUGCCGGCCGGAAGAGUGCGCUGCGCCACGGGGCUGCCUAGCAGGCCGGGUGCAGGAUGCGUGCGGCUGCUGCUGGGAAUGCGCCAACCUGGAGGGCCAGCUCUGCGAUCUGGACCCGAGCGCCAACUUCUACGGGCGCUGUGGCGAGCAGCUCGAGUGCCUGCUGGACGCGGGCGGUGACCUGAGCCGAGGAGAGGUGCCGGAGCCACUGUGUGUCUGUCGCUCGCAGCGCCCACUCUGUGGUUCCGACGGCCGCACCUACGCGCAGAUCUGCCGCCUGCAGGAGGCCGCCCGCGCUCGGCCUGAUGCUAACCUCACUGUGGUGCAUCCAGGGCCCUGCGAAUCCGAACCCCAGAUCGUGUCGCAGCCCCACAAUAUUUGGAAUGUGACUGGACAGGAUGUCAUCUUUGGCUGUGAGGUGUUUGCCUAUCCCAUGGCCUCUAUUGAGUGGAGGAAAGAUGGCUUGGACAUCCAGCUGCCAGGGGAUGACCCCCAUAUCUCUGUACAGUUUAGGGGUGGACCUCAGAAAUUUGAGGUGACCGGCUGGCUACAGAUUCAGGCUUUACGUCCUAGUGAUGAGGGCACCUACCGCUGCCUUGCCCGCAAUGCCCUGGGCCAAGUCGAAGCCUCUGCUACCCUGACAGUGCUCACACCAGACCAGCUGAACGCCACAGGAUUCUCCCAGCUGCAAUCAAUGAAGUUGGCUCCCGAGGAAGAGGCAGACAAUGAAGAGCUGGGGGACUACUACUAGGUCCAGCUCUCUGAUUUGUGGACGUGGGUGUGUGCAUAUAGUAGCUACCCCUGCUGUGGAGAAGCCACGGAGAAGACAGGACAGGGCGAGCAGGGUCCUUUCAUGGACUGAUUAACGCUCAUUGUAGCCUCAGUUUCCCUUUCCUCAGAACUCAUCUCCCAGAAACUUCCCACCUAGGGCACUUAGUAACCAUAGUCCUUUCUGCGUGAGCACAGUAGAACUGAUUUAGCUCAGUGCAGCGGGAAGGCUAGGCCGGCUUCUUGUCUUGUGCCACUCUAGUGGACAAAGCCCACCCAGCACUGACUAGACACAGUGGGCACCAAUAUAAAAAAAAAAAAACAAAACAGACAAACCGAGCCACACUGCUGCAAACAGUUCUUACAGAUGUGCAAAUGGAGACCAGACAGCGCUGAGUGGUCCCCUACUUCAACAGGAUUCUGGCUUGUAGUGAUUGCAAACCCUAAACACAGGCCUGUUCUAUGAGGGAAGGCUUGAACUCAGGCCUAUACUGCCCUCUCCCGUUCUCAAAUGCGGGAGCUAGAGCCUCUGGUUGGAGGGAGGGUGGAAGUUAUCCCUGUCCCCCACAAAUCCCACCCCUAGUCCCCGUUGGUGUAGGAAUAGGUUACCUGUUUCCUAGUCCUUAUUCUUGUCUCCAGGAGGAGUAGGGAACCAGGUCUAUGUGAGUGGAACCCCAGUAGGAAUGCUUAAACUGAAUGGUUGGGGAACCCGUGUUAGCCACACCCUUCCUCUGCUCCCUUCCCAUUUCCCAGUUGAACCCAAAGUCAUAGUAACCCUAUUUCUAACUGUCCCAUUUGUGACCUGUCUUAUCUGAUUUGAGGUCCUUAACAAAAGCGCUCUUUGGCCUAAAUCUCUCCUAUUCUCUGUACCUAGCCUGGGGACACUGGGGGGGGGGGGGUUAUGAAAUUGCCUAAGGAUAGGUUGGAGUUAGUCAUCAAGCCAAGAUGUGGUGUGUGGAAAGCAACGACCUCCUACGCGCCUGGGUUCCGCCCGGAGCUGGCGCCACCGCGGGGAGGGACGGCUCUUGGCUCAGUGUCUGCGUUUGCUUUGUGGAACCCAACUCAGGCCGCUGAGCCCCCUGGGAGGGGCGUGGCCUGGAACCCCAUUCUCGGGGCCCCGGCUACCCUUGGUCAAGUUUGCACUGUAUCUUCAAAUGUCUUUGCCGAUUCUCACGAUGGUCCCCAGUAAUCGUACUCUGUUGCUUGGGCGGAGCACUUGCAGCGAACUGCAAGGAAAUUGGAGAGUGGAAGAGACUGGGUCGAGCCGGUGGUGGGGGGCCUCUUGCUGUGUGUUCUCAAGAACGCCCGUUCCACCCUGCCAAAAGGGACCUGGGUCUGGGUCCCAGAGUCCACCGUAGCUUGUUCUUUGCUCUAUGGGGGCUCCAAGGUGCCCCUGUGGCUUGCUUGUCCCCUCUCACCCACCUGCAGAACACGGGCUGGCUGGGUCUCCGCCCAAGCCCGAAUCUGUCGUGUCGUCAGCCCUCAGUUUCCCCUUCUGCCGCCUUGAGGGUCUAGACCUCGACGCCUGGAGUGGAAGCACGCGCUGCGGCCCACCGCCUUCAUCCUCCCCGCACCCCGCCUUUGCUGCAGAAGACCGGGUUUAAUAAUGUCGCCGGAAAGUGACACGCGAUUUAUUAUUAAAGUAAUGCGGGCGCGGGGACGGGAAAGGUUUAAUAAACGCGCUGAGAUGCCUAGGA